AUGAACGACAUCAACGAUUCUUCAUCGACUACGGCGGAGCCGCUCGUCAUGUUGUUACAGCAACAACCGCAGCAAAUGCAGCAGUUCAGCACGGUUCUGACUUUACUACAGCAACAAAUGGCCGACCAUCGAACGAACACUCCUCGACAGCCAUCGACGGUAAUCGCGUCGUCCGCCAUGGAUUCAGUGCUCAAGAAUACCAUCACUACCUUUUCGUAUGCGCCAGAUGAGGAUAUCACAUUCGCAGCAUGGUAUAAACGCUAUGAAGAUAUCUUCAAGCUACUCAACAAAAUCGACUCAGACAAUCAAGUAACGCUAAAUAGUCUCAUCGCACACUACCGCCAUCUCGUCACGCUCAAACGCGACACCAAAACGGUUGAACACUCCAGUGGUUUACAUGCAACUGUUAACAAAACAAAACUACGUCAUAAACCACGAUCAGCACAAAUAAACCACCCAUCAAAACCAACGAGACCAAAGGACUGUUCAACAAAGAAUAUUCCUGAAAGUCCAUGUUGGCAAUGUGGAGGUGUUCACUACGUAAAGGAUUGUUCAUACAAUCAACACAAAUGCACAACAUGCGGAAUAGUUGGCCACAAGGAAGGCUACUGCAAUUUCAAUCGGAAGCAUAAUCAACGCAGUCGCCAUAUCGCUCGUCCGGCGUUCACUGCAUCUUCACAUCACAAGACACUCAUCAACGACGCCGAUAUACCACUAUUCAAUUAG
This is a messenger RNA of Anisakis simplex (herring worm), 726 nucleotides long. The record is from the annotation of a GenBank genome assembly. Lineage: Eukaryota; Metazoa; Nematoda; Chromadorea; Rhabditida; Anisakidae.